Molecule: messenger RNA, 1104 nt
Organism: Yarrowia lipolytica CLIB122
Lineage: Eukaryota; Fungi; Ascomycota; Dipodascomycetes; Dipodascales
Biological process (GO): protein folding; protein peptidyl-prolyl isomerization
Cellular component (GO): intracellular membrane-bounded organelle
Molecular function (GO): protein binding; peptidyl-prolyl cis-trans isomerase activity
Source: RefSeq, a predicted model, not a curated record
AUGACCAACCCCCGAGUGUUUUUCGAGGUCGCAAUUGGCGGCAAGACCAUCGGCAAGAUCUACUUUGAGCUGUUUGCCGACAAGGUGCCCAAGACCGCCGAGAACUUCCGAGCUCUGUGCACUGGCGAGAAGGGCAACACCCAGGCCGGAAUCCCUCUGCAUUUCAAGGGCUCGUCUUUCCACCGAGUCAUCAAGGACUUUAUGGUGCAGGGAGGAGACUUCACCGCUGGCAACGGUACCGGAGGAGAGUCCAUCUACGGGGAGAAGUUCCCUGACGAGGCGUUCCCUUACCCCCAUGAUCAGCCCUUCUUGCUGUCAAUGGCCAACGCCGGGCCCAACACCAACGGCUCGCAGUUCUUCAUCACCACCACCGAAACCCCCCAUCUCGACAACAAGCAUGUGGUAUUUGGCAAGUUGCUCAGCGGCAAGGGUAUUGUGCGACAGAUCGAGCGAACUGAGACAGGCGAGCAGGACCGACCCAAGCAGCCCGUCACCAUUGUGGACUGCGGAGAGCUGCCCGCAGACUUCCAGGUGCCUGUUGGAAACGUCGACGACGGCACUGGAGACGACUACGAGGACUUCCUCAAGGAUAACGACAAUGUGGACGUGAACGACCCUGCCUCUGUGCUGGGAGCCAUUGAGAAGCUCAAGUCGAUCGGAACCAAGCUGUUCAAGGAGGGAAACGCCGAGGGAGCGCUCAAGAAGUACCUCAAGGCCACCACCUACCUGGAGGACUAUCUUCCCGAUGAUUUGUCCGAGGAGAACAUUGCCAAGGUGCAUGCUCUGCGAAUCUCGUGCUACCUCAACGUGGCUCUCAUGGCUCUUAAGGUCAACCAGCCCAAGGUUGCCAUCAAGGCCGCGACUUCUGCUCUUGAUGACGAGACUGUGGCCAACAAGGAGAAGGCCAAGGCUUUGUUCCGACGGGGAUCUGGAUACGCCGCUCUCAAGAACGAGACCGACGCUCUCAAGGAUCUGAAUGCUGCUCUGGAGCUCGAGCCCGCUGAUGGGGCCAUCAAGAACAAGAUUGAGGAGGUCAAACAGGCUGCGCAGAGACGACGGGAGGCGGAGAAGAAGAAGUAUGCUGGUUUCUUUGGAGGCAAAUAA